This is a messenger RNA of Bradysia coprophila, 1086 nucleotides long. Its product is annotated as regucalcin-like. Gene Ontology annotation, biological process: L-ascorbic acid biosynthetic process. NCBI's taxonomy places the organism in Eukaryota, Metazoa, Arthropoda, Insecta, Diptera, Sciaridae. Gene Ontology annotation, molecular function: gluconolactonase activity; calcium ion binding. The record is from RefSeq and is a predicted model, not a curated record.
CAACCAAUAUCAAACAAUAAUCUUUCUGUGUUUUCACUUUGAAUUUCGAAUUGUAUCUCAGCAGACGCGUAUAAAUUUCUAUAUUUCGCUGUCUUUUUCUCUUAUUUUGCUAAAAUGAGCCGAUCGAACAUUGAAGUAGCCUUCAAAAGUGAUAUUUUACUUGGCGAAGGACCCCAUUGGGUCGCAGAGCGUCAGGAUCUAGUCUAUGUUGAUAUACCUGGCGAAGCGGUUCACCGAUAUGUUCCGUCGACGGGAAAAGAUUACAAAAUUAAAAUGGACGGCAGAGCUACAUUCAUUGUGCCAGUCGAGACGAAGCUGAACACCUACAUAAUCGGACUGGGACGCAGCAUGUGUGAAUUGGUAUGGGAUGGUGUUUCAACCGAUGUUUUUGAGUUGAAAACAUUGAACACCGUGGAAGAAAAUUAUCCGAAGAACCGCUUUAAUGAUGGAAAAUGUGAUCCGCAGGGACGUUUGUGGGCUGGAACUAUGGGCUAUGAAACGGAUCCAGGACAAGUAGACCCGGAAAAAGGUCAUCUAUACAAACUGGACAAGAACGGGCAACUCACUACCCACGUCGAUAAAAUUGGAAUUUCAAACGGAUUAGCCUGGUCUUCGGAUUCGUCUAAGUUCUUCUACAUUGAUUCUGUGACCUUUACUGUCGACGUUUUCGACUUCAAUUGUAUUGAGGGACUUCCAAGCAAUCGGCGCGUGCUAUUCGAUCUGAAGAAAAAUUCUAUUCCCGGUUUGGCAGAUGGUAUGGCCAUAGACACCCAAAACAAUAUUUGGGUUGCUCUUCAUUCCGGAGGAAAAGUGAUUCACAUUGACACAACAACGGGAACUUUAAUAGACACCAUCGAUUUUGCAAAUCGCUCUUCGAUGCUAACUUCUGUUGCAUUCGGUGGUCCUAAUUUGGAUGAAUUGUACGUUACGUCUGCAAAUUACAGACUAUCACCGGAACAACAAGUCUUAGAGACAGAUCCAGGUGCGCUAUUUAAGGUUACUAACAUUGGAGCGAAGGGAGCUGGCGGAGGCGUUAACUAUAGAAUGUAAUUGAGCGUCAAAAAUAAAUAUUCUCUACUGAUGAAA